This is a messenger RNA of Cottoperca gobio, 1173 nucleotides long. Its product is annotated as succinate receptor 1-like. NCBI's taxonomy places the organism in Eukaryota, Metazoa, Chordata, Actinopteri, Perciformes, Bovichtidae. The record is from RefSeq and is a predicted model, not a curated record. The transcript has 2 exons. Gene Ontology annotation, cellular component: plasma membrane. The coding region runs from base 1 to 1173 and encodes 390 amino acids. Gene Ontology annotation, biological process: G protein-coupled receptor signaling pathway. Gene Ontology annotation, molecular function: G protein-coupled receptor activity.
AUGGAGAGAGGACUGGCAGAGAGUGCAGGAGGGAGGAGGGAGGUGUCAGUAGUGUGGAGACCGCCUCAGUGGUUGGUGUUGGCAGUCCUGGGGAUUCUGGUGUGGCUGGCAACUCCGGCAGACAUGGACAGGCACAGAGGCAGAGGCGGCUUCAGUGGAGCCAAACAGCCACAGGGGUCACCGAAAGAAGGCACUUCUCUCUGUGAAGAAGGAGGGAAGAGUUUGCUCAAUUGUACAGACAUCGAUGAUGUGCUGGAGAGGUACUAUCUGUCACCGUUAUAUGGCAUCGAGUUCUGCAUUGGUUUCCCUGGCAACCUUUUGGUCGUACUUGGUUACAUAUUUUGUUUGCAGGAGUGGCAGAGCUGCAAUAUUUACCUAUUCAACCUGGCAGUGUCCGACCUUAUUUUCCUCUGCACACUGCCACGCCUCGCGUACCUCUAUGCAAAUGACCAAUCAGAGACCAGUCCCUAUGCUUGUGUGAUCAACCGCUAUGUCCUCCAUGUCAAUCUUUACUCUUCCAUCGUUUUUAUGGUUUGGGUUAGCAUGGACCGCUUCCUGCUCAUAAGGCACCCGACACGGAACCACUACCUGCUGAGGACAAAAACAGCCAUGAUUGUGACGGGACUGAGCUGGCUAGCUGUCAAUGUGGAAGUUGCUCCGAUGAUAUCACUGAUGGUCCACGACCUUCAGAGGGGAAACUGGAGUCGCUGCAAGGAUUUUGCCAGCCUGAGAGGAGACCUCAAUGCACUGGGCUACAGUCUGGGGCUAACCCUGACUGGUUACAUUCUCCCUUUGCUUGGACUUUGUGGUUUUUCAUACCAAAUUGCACAUCUGCUUCGUGUCCAGGAAAGGGCUGUACAACGCAGGACAACAUCGUACAAGCGGCCUCUCAGGGUUGCUGCAUCGGCUGCUAUCAUGUUUCUGGUUCUGUACACUCCCUACCAUGUGCUGAGAAAUGUCAGAAUAGCAUCUUGGCAGGUCUGGCCAGGGCUGCAGCUAUGUUCAAGGAAGUACAUAGAGGGUCUGUACAUCAUGACGCGGCCAUUGGCCUUCUUGCACAGUGUCAUUAACCCUGUCUUCUACUUCUUAAUGGGUGACAAGUUCAGAGAGCUCCUAUUGGCUAAGCUCAGAAAGCUGGUCAGAAAGACAUCCCAGCAUAGAGAACCCGUCUGA